AUGGCGACGAGGGCUCCCGCCUCGGGGCUCCUCCUGCUGCUCAUGUGUAGCCACGCCCUGACCGCUCCAGGGUUCGGUGGCCCCCAGCAGCCGGCUCGCGCGCCCAUCGUCCCGGGAAAGCCCUUCUUGGUGGUGUGGGGGAUCCCCGAUUCGGCGUGCACGGGGCGUCCAGACCCCUCCGCCUUUGGGAUGGAGAGAGAGCGCCAGGUGGCCGUCUUCUACGAGGACUCGCUGGGGCUCUACCCCUACUACAGCGCGCAGAACCAGCCCGUGUCGGGGGGGCUCCCGCAGCACACCAGCCUGGAUGUCCACCUGCGGAGGGUGGAGGCGGACCUGACCACGGCGCUGCCCUCCAGGGACUUUGGCGGCCUGGCCGUGCUGCGCUGGGAUGAGUGGGCACCCCAGUGGGGGCGGAACCGCGCUAAGCAGGAGAUCUACCAGGAGCAAUCCCGGGCGCUGCUGCGGGGCUUCUUCCCCGACUGGGAUCACGCCGAGGUGGAGCGGUGGGCACAGGUUGAUUUCGAGGCUGCGGCCCAGGCAAUCCUGAUGGAGACACUGCGGGAGGUGAAAAGGCUACGCCCCAAGGCAUUGUGGGGCGUGGCCCCGUAUCCAGACUGUUACAAUUCGGGACCCUCCCAGCGUUGGGCAAAUUUCACAGGUUGCUGCCCCGCUGCGGAGAUGGCCCUGAACGAUGAGCUGGUGUGGCUCUGGAAGCGCUCCUCCGCCCUCUACCCCACCCUCCAGCUGGACAAGCUAGUGGGCGGCACCCCGGGGGCGCGGCUUUACGCCUCCAAUCAGGUGCGCGAGGCGCUUCGAGCGGCGGCGAUGGCCAGCUCCGCCUACGACCUUCCGGUGUUCCCAUUGGUCAAGAGCGCGUACGCAUCCACCAAUACGUUGCUGUCCGAGACCGACCUGGUGAACACGGUUGGGGAGAGCGCUGCUAUGGGAGCUGCUGGUGCCAUCAUCUGGGACAAGUCCCUCCCACCCAGAACUCAGAGAGGAUGCUGGGAGCUGGCAGACUUCAUGCGGGAGGUCCUGGGCCCGUACGUGGUCAACGUGACCUCGGCCAGCCGCCUCUGCGGCAUGGCCCUCUGCAAGGGCCGAGGUCGCUGCGUCCGCAAGAACCCAGAAGGCCCCGCCUACCUGCACCUGCCACCAGCCAGCUUCCUGCUGCUGCCUGGCGAGGGCGGGGGUGUUCAGGCGGAGGGCAACCUAGCUCCCGGCGACCUGGAGGCGUGGCGAAGGGACUUCCGGUGCCAGUGGUACGAGGCCCUGGAGGACGCGGCCGCUGACGAGCAAUCCCCGCUGGGAGGGGUCGAGGAGCAAGACUGGGAGCCGCCCACAUCGACCGAGCAGACCGUGGAGACCGGAUACACCGCGGGCACUGCGGGGACCGAGAUGAUGGAAACCACGGGGACCCCCCGGGACGCAUCCCAAGGAGUCCCCUUGAACAAGAGCGGCCCACCUCUCUCCUGCCGCCUCAUUGCCCUGCUGCUGCUGCUGUCCACCAAGCUCUUGCUCACCUGUUGA
This is a messenger RNA of Scleropages formosus (Asian bonytongue), 1530 nucleotides long. RefSeq names its product hyaluronidase-1. Gene Ontology annotation, biological process: hyaluronan catabolic process; carbohydrate metabolic process. Bases 1 to 1530 code for a protein of 509 amino acids. Lineage: Eukaryota; Metazoa; Chordata; Actinopteri; Osteoglossiformes; Osteoglossidae. The record is from RefSeq and is a predicted model, not a curated record. Gene Ontology annotation, cellular component: cytoplasmic vesicle. Gene Ontology annotation, molecular function: hyalurononglucosaminidase activity. The transcript has 4 exons.